AUGGAGUGUCUCAACCUGCUGCACAUGGACAUGGAUCAACAUUCGAUCUCAACUCUCAACCUCCAAUCCACUCAACAAGAAGAACAACAAGUGAAGACAAUAUCGAUGGAAACCUCAUUAUUGGAUCUUCAAUAUCUCAACAACAAUAAAGAAGAAGAUGAACAAGAUCAUCAGCGGCAGCUUCCUUGUGAGAUUGUAGAGCAAAUCCUGUUGCAGCUGCCGGUGAAGUCGCUGCUUCGCUUCAGAUGCGUAUGCAAGCCAUGGCUUGCUCUCAUCUCCGACCCAAAAUUCAUCAAGUCACACCUCCACAACCACUCUACAAAACAAGAUGAGGGCGAUGAUGAUGGUAAAACUAGAUCAUCAAAAGCACUAGUCAUGCUCUCCUCCUCCUUGCCCCUCCUUAAGUCAGUACAUGUACAAGUACUCGAUACUAGAAUUGAAGCCAGAUCAGCAGAGGCAGAUGCAGCUGGAGCAGCUCGCACAACUAGUACUAGAGUAGUAGUCGUGGAGGAGGUACAUGAGUCACUGAUGAGGCACCAGGCAGUUCAAGACAUGAAGAUUGUUGGAUCCUGUAAUGGCCUCCUAUGUUUGCUGCUUGACUCUCAAGAUAUGAUGAUUUAUAAUCCAUCCACCAGGCAACUUCAAUCAGUACCCUCUCCACCUCCACCGCCAACCAAUAAUUAUUAUUCGGGUAAGGACUACUUCUAUGGCUUUGGCUAUGAUUCCUGCAACGACGAUUACAAAAUCGUGAGGGCCUCUUGUUCCAGUAGGAAUGGCAAUUUUGCCACCCACCUCGACAUGUUUAAUUUGAACACCAAUUCGUGGAGAGCUGCCAUCAAAACCCUCCCUUGUUACUUUCUGUCUAAUGUGGUGGGCACCCUAUUGAACGGGGCUCUCCACUGGGUCGUCCGGCUUGCUGCUGCUGAGAGGCCUUUCUCAAUCGUUUCUUUUGAUGUAACGGAGGAGACGUACCGAUACGUGCCCCUGCCAGGCGAGGGCGACAAGAACUUCUCCUUCUAUGGUUUGGGGGUUUUGGGAGGAUGCCUGAGUAUGCUUCACAGCCCCCAUGGCUCGGAUUAUGAGGUGUGGUUGAUGAAUGAAUACGGGGUGAAGGCGUCUUGGACUAUUUUCACAACCAUUCCACAGAAGAUGGAGUCUGAAUACCUGGGAUUGAUGUCGCUUGUGCGUAUCUUAAACAACGGUGAAAUUGUCAUCCUGUUGCAUCAAAGGAAGCUAGUCAUCUACAAUCCGGGGCACAGAACACUUCGAACCAUACUCUCUGGGGAUAUUCAUUCUUCUCAACUGGCUUUAUACCUGGAGACUCUAGUUUCGCCCUCUGCUGCUCCCACCGUCACAACAUACUCAUCAUCAAUCACUCCACUCAAUCAAGCUAAAGCUAGCCCCUGA
Messenger RNA from Prunus armeniaca (apricot), 1407 nucleotides. The record is from the annotation of a GenBank genome assembly. Lineage: Eukaryota; Viridiplantae; Streptophyta; Magnoliopsida; Rosales; Rosaceae.